This is a messenger RNA of Salvia hispanica, 1010 nucleotides long. RefSeq lists its product as uncharacterized. The record is from RefSeq and is a predicted model, not a curated record. Lineage: Eukaryota; Viridiplantae; Streptophyta; Magnoliopsida; Lamiales; Lamiaceae. Gene Ontology annotation, molecular function: zinc ion binding.
CCUAAUCCUAUACCACAUUAAACUCUGAUACUAAAUCAUAAAGAGACAGACUCUUGCAAUUGUUCAGACUCUGCUUUGCAAGAUUCAUUCUUUAACCUCUACCUCAAAAACAGUCCCUUUCACCACAGAAACAAAAGUACAAUUCAAUCGUUCAGAUUAAACUUGAAGACAACAUCAAAUGGCCGCUUUAGGAAUGUCCAACAUAGAUUUAGAAUGCGGCUGCGCCAUCAGCGACGAGGAGGCCAGUUUCUCCGACGCCGUCAAGGGUUCUUGCAAUUCGCAGUUUGCCUCUAAUUACGAUGAUUGCAGCUCGGGCUGUGGCUCGGAAGAUGAGGAUUUGGGGCAGAGGAAGAAUGUUGAGAGAGAUUGCCGGAUUUGUCAUUUGAGUUUGGAGAGCAGCAGCCCUAGCUCUGGGAUUGCCAUUGAGUUGGGGUGUUCUUGUAAGGAUGAUUUGGCUGCUGCUCACAGACAUUGUGCUGAAACUUGGUUCAAAAUCAAAGGAAACAAGACUUGUGAAAUUUGCAACUCAGUGGCGCGCAAUGUUGUCGGCUAUAAUGAGAUGGAGGCUGUUGAACAGGUGAAUGAGAGCAAUGCAGCAUCCUCAGGGUCCGCCCCCUCCACUGUAGAGACUCGAACUUGCUUAAAUGGUCAUCGCUUCUUAAAUUUUCUUCUGGCUUGCAUGGUGUUUGCUUUCGUCAUUUCUUGGCUUUUCCACUUCAACAUCCCAUCGUAAGUAUUCCGCAGAAGAUGAUUAGAAUCCUGUGAAGACAGAAACCGGGAUCGCAGAUGGCAAAGUGAUAAGUUGAUACACCUUGAAGUAGUAGCAGUAGCAGGAGUCAUUGAGAGUUCCUUUUCCUUUACUUUUUUUCUUCGAAAUAUCUUCUCAUUGUUUGUGGUGUUGAGGGAAGGGGUUGGUUGCAUAUUGCAGUGUGCAUUCGUUGGUAAAAGAUGUAAAGUUUGGCUACUGUUUUCUUUUAUAUACAAAGUGUUGCAGCUUCUAAUUGCCACUC